This is a messenger RNA of Cuscuta europaea, 4379 nucleotides long. NCBI's taxonomy places the organism in Eukaryota, Viridiplantae, Streptophyta, Magnoliopsida, Solanales, Convolvulaceae. The record is from the annotation of a GenBank genome assembly.
GAUGGGUCCGCCGCUAAGCCACCUUCUCCUUUUGUCAUUGCAAGUUAGGUGGGUUGCUCCUAAGACGGCACUCCAGGUGGGGUUUUCAGUUUAGGGAAAAUACUACUCCCCUAAUUUGGUAAAUGCUUUUUUAUUUAACAUUAUUUUUGAAAGAAACUCGAUUGAAGUUACCUGCGUUUGCGCUUGCGAACUGGCCGAUUACGAAGAAAGAAAAUCGAAGCCAAGAAGACGGAGCUUCAGCGCUUGCGAGUUGCGACGAAGGGAACGUCAAGCCACCGCCGUCCACGGCGCUCGUCUAGGGCCCUGCGACCUGCGUCGUUGGCCGUCCUUCCUGCUUCCUCUCUGGACUCCGGCUCUGGGCUCUGCCUCAGUGCCUCCAGCUUCACUGCUCGUCUGCUCAAGGUAAGUUUUUUAGAUUUUUAAUCUAAUAAAUUGUGAUUGUGUUAUUGUAUAUUAUUAUUUUUAGCCUUUUAGUGUUAGGGUUAGUCCGUUAGUUAACCAAUUUGAUUACUAAUUGAAUUUUUCAGUGCAUAAUAAAAUAGUGUUUAACUUAUUAUAAGUUUAUAAAUUAUAAUGAUUACAGAUAGAAUUAAAGAUUAGAAAAUGAUUUAUUUAUCAUACAAUUGAAGAUUAGAGAAUGAUUUAUUUAUUGUGUGGAAAGAAUUUUAAUUUCAAUUGAAUUUUGAAAUUGGGAAUACUUAUUAGUUUUAUGUACAAUGAUUGCUUUUUCCCUCAUCUUUUUUUCCUAGUUUUUUUUUAUCCUUAUAUAUAUAUAUAUAUAUAUGCAUUAUUUGCAGCCUUUUUAUUUUAUCAUUUCUAUAUAUAUUCAUCUUUUUUAUAUUAUCUUUUCAUAAUAGCUUAUCUUUUUAUCUUUAUUCCUUCUUUUCCUUUUGGUUGUGAUAUCAUGUAUCGAUUCAUGUUAGCCGACCCCAAUAUCUUUUGGGACUAAGGCGUGGAUGUUGUUGUUGUUGUUGAAUAUUGAAAAUAUUUUUUAGAAUAGAUAAAGAACACAUUGCCAAGAAAGGAAAGAAGUUGAUUUCGUCAUUCUUUUCGAAAGUGAAUCGUCAAAGUGUUGAAGGGAGUUCUGAAUUUAUGACAGUGAGGAUAUUUGUAAACUUGCACAAAAGUUUUAUCCUGGAUAUUUCACUGGUCAAGACAUUGUCUCACUUGAGUUUGAGUUGAUUCACUACAAACUUAAUAUUGUUUCAACAUCUCAAGUUUUGACACUUGUUGAGUUAUGUCAAUAUUUGACGGAGAGCGGGAAAUCAGAAAUUUAUGUUAUGCUGACAUGAUUAAUUCGUCUUGUUUUGACUAUGGAAAGAGCAUUUUCAGCAAUGAAGCAUAUGAAGAUGACACUUCAUAACAAAAUGGGAGAUAAUUUUCUUGAAUAUUCAUUGAUGAUCUACAUUGAACGAGAUUUUGUCAAUAAUAUAGAUGUAGAUUCUAUUAUUGAUCAAUUUUAUACUUUAAAGUUGCGUAGGGCACAACUUAAAUGAUGCUUUGAAUAUUUAAAGUGUUGACGACUUACGUAUUAUUAUGCAUGUGUCUUUCAAAUUAUUUUGUAGCUCACCCCAUUGUAACUUUCUGGCUUCGCCGCUGCAUAGAACAAAACUGCCUCGUGAGCGCAAUACGCAAUUUCCAACAUCAGUGCUCCACUGCUCUGUAGAUAAUAGAUGAGUAGAUGAAAUAAAUUUAGCUUGCAGUUGAUAUAUUGAAGUAACUUUUAUUUCAUUUGAUGGCAAUACUUAUUUUACUUAAUGACUAUAUUACUGAUUAUAUGUGAUUCAUAUCAAUGUACUGUCUAGGGCCUCUAAAUUACUAAAGGAGGUGAUAGCUUGUGGGCGAAGAGCCGAGUCCUUUUUGUAUCCCUAACCACACCGAACUAAAAUUUCAUAGGCAAAGUUCUUUCCAAUGUGCCAUAAACCCUCACUUUCUUCAUUUCAGACCCUCAUUUAUCUGCUGCAAUCAUGCAAAGAAUCCCAAGAAAUCCGUCAAGUCCAUGGCUUAAUGGUCAAGACUGGCCUUGACCUCGUCUCCUUCCCUCUCAGCAAGCUUCUUGCAAGCUCGAUCCGUGACACGACAUAUGUACUCAGUAUUUUCAAACAUAUAAGUAGCCCAACCCUUUUCAUGUUCAAUACCAUGCUUAGGAGCUAUUCAAUCAGUGAUGACCCAAGACGAGCCCUUAUCCUCUUCAAUCAAAUGAGGCUACAGAGGUUAUUUGAUCAGUUCACCUUCGUUGCCACCCUCAAAUCUUGUGCCCGUUUUUCAGCAAUCAGGACUGGUUUAGGUGUUCACUCAGUUCUUUUGAGGACUGGGUUUUUCUUUUAUCUCAAUGUGAUGAACAGCCUCUUGCAUUUCGUGUGUGCUAGUGGCUGGAUCCAUGAUGCACAACAACUGUUUGAUGAAUUCCCUUAUGACAAAGACUUGGUUUCAUGGAACACCUUAAUGGGUGGCUAUCUUUCGGUUCACAAGUAUGACAUUGUAAUAGAUUUAUAUAAACAGAUGAGUAGUCAUGGGUUAUAUGUUAGUGUUAGUACCCUUUUGAAUAUUUCAUCGGCCAUUGGUGAGUUAACUGGCCGUGUAUCAGGGGAUUCUAUACAUUCACAUUGCAUCAAAAUUGGUCUUUCUAUGAAUUUGAAUGUUGCUAGUGCUUUGAUUUCAAUGUAUGGAAAAAUAGGUGGCAUUGAUUCAGGGCGUAAAAUUUUUGAUGAAGCUGUUGUAAAAGAUGUUGUGAUGUGGAACUGUUUGAUAUAUGGAUAUGCUAGAAACGGAAUAAUGAGUGAAGCUUUCAGAUUGUUGAGGUUAAUGAAGUUUCAUGGAGUGAACCCGAUUGCGUCGACAUUUCUAGGACUACUUUCAGUUUCGGAAGCCUCUGGAGAUCUCACUGUAGGUCGAUUUGUCCAUGACUACAUAAAAGAGCAACAGUUAGUUUUGGAUGCAACUGUGGGAACAACUCUUAUAGAUAUGUAUAUGAAGUGUGGUUUUCUGAAAGAGGCAGUUGAAGCUUUUGAAAACAUAGAGAGGAAAGAUUCUAUUUGUUGGACUUCAAUGAUUUUUGCAUAUGGAUUACAUGGGCAGGCAGAAAAUGCCAUUUCCCUUUUUCACAGAAUGGAGGAAGAAGGGUGCAUGCCCAAUGAAGUCACAUUCUUGGCGGUGCUGAGUGCCUGUAGCCACAAGGGUUUGGUGGCUGAGGGGAAGAGUUUUUUCAGAAGAAUGAUAGACAAAUAUUCAUUUUCUCCGAAGAUUGAGCAUUAUGGAUGUGUUAUUGAUCUCAUGGGCCGUAGUGGGUUGUUAGAAGAAGCUAAAAAGCUAACCCAGAGCUUGCCCAUUAAGGACGAUGCCACUAUGUGGCGUACAUUGCUAGCUGCAUGCAGACUGUAUGGCAACAUUUGUUUAGGGGAAGACAUUAAGAGAGAGUUGGAGCAGAGGUUUGAUGAACAUCCAGCAGAUUCGGUCACUCUCUCCAGUGCCUAUGCCAUCGCUGGAAGAAUAGAAGAUCGUGCAAGGAUUCUUGAGAAAGCUAAAGGAAAACUAACGGAACGGUGGAUAAGCUCUCCAGUUGGAAAGAAGGAAGUCGGAUUUAGUAGAGUAAAUGUGGCUGUCGUUCAGCAAAGAGAGGGAAUAAAUAAAUAAAAUAAUCACUAAUAAACAACAGGAAUUGUGUGACAUUUGGCCUGGAAAGAGAGAUGAUACCAGAAGAAUAAAUAUUCAACUGAGUAUUUCUCCAGCAGGUAGCUCAAGGCUCUGGCAUUGUCUGUAAAUGUAAAUGGGUAUCUAGGUGACCGAAGUUUCCGGUGUCUUACAUUUGAUGUGAUGGUUGCUUGGGAGUUUCCCGCGGCUUCAAGUCAAGCAUCUGCCAGUAUGGACGAAGCCACUGUUGGUGUGGAGUAGCCUUUUCAAGAUUUUUUUCUGCAGUUCCAUAAUUGCCAAUGUGAUUGUCAGUGAUAGCAUUUUCCCCGUCCUUACUUCAUCAACAGAUUAUAGACUUCAUUUCUCUAUCUAUGACAAGUACCUCAUUGGCAUGGAAAGGUAGGUUAACUCUAACAGACCAUGCUUUCUAUUUUGAAGCACUACGUGUUGUGUCUUAUGACAAGGCGAAAGUGUAUGACCUCUUGCAAGAUCUAAAUCAGGUCAUUAAACCUGAGCAAACAGGAACAUGUGGCAAAGGGUUUUUGACAAAGCCGUGUUCUAUAAAUCAAUUUCCUUGUAAGGCACGAUUGCACGAAGCAUGUCUAUAGCAUGCAAUAUUCCUUCCAUGUUUAUUUAUCUCAUGUAGUUCGGGAUAUGUUUUGCAAAACAUGCUAAUAAACCCGCUGAUAGCUGAUAUAUAUUAACUUUUAACAUAAGUUAGCUAAUCUUAUACUCCCUCCAUUUCUGAA